Helicoverpa armigera (cotton bollworm) is the source of this 7687-nucleotide messenger RNA. RefSeq lists its product as uncharacterized. The record is from RefSeq and is a predicted model, not a curated record. Gene Ontology annotation, biological process: proteolysis. The coding region runs from base 393 to 3080 and encodes 895 amino acids. Gene Ontology annotation, cellular component: plasma membrane. Lineage: Eukaryota; Metazoa; Arthropoda; Insecta; Lepidoptera; Noctuidae. The transcript is spliced from 18 exons. Gene Ontology annotation, molecular function: serine-type peptidase activity.
AAUAAUUCUUAUUUUUAGAAAAUAGAACACUCAAUUUUAAUUGAAUAAAGCAAUACCUACAAUUAAUUUCGGUGACAAUUAUUUUUUACGAAAGAAGAAAGAAAAAGCAUUUUUAAUUGUACAAGACGCGAACUGAAACGAGAAUAAAUGAAUUUUGUGGGAGUCGUUUUAAAUGAGUGGUGCGUUAAUUGUGAUACAAACGAAAGUGUACUCUGUGACAUGGACAUCAAGUUCCAUUUACAAUGAAGUGAUUUCAAUUCAGAUUUCAAAAGAACAUGUGUUCAAAACAGUGUUUAAAUAAAGUAAAUUAAACAAAAGAAGUUUUGUGCCUGUCCCAACAGUAGCACUGGUGUUGGAUUUUUGUCUUAUUGCGAAGGGAAUAAGGUACAAAAAUGAAUGUGCCGAUGAAAGGAGGUCCGGCGCCCACGGUGGCCGUGGUACCAGUUCCGGAGAGUGAGAUGGAUGCACUGCUUCUCGGGAGGACAGCGGUGAGGACAUUUGAUCAGUACGUCAGAAAUGAGUUGGCAGCCGCAACCCCAACGCAGAGGAACUGGCGAGGGAUUCUCAUCGCUCUGUUGGUAAUAGCCGCAGUCCUCGGCCUGAUCGUCUUCAGCAUCGCACUCCUGACGCCAGCGGGGGAUGGCGGUAGGGUGCGGGGGAGGAGGCCGACCUUACAUGAUGUGUUGGGAGAACAUUAUAAGCCUUUUAACGGGACUUGGCUUACAGACGAGGAGCUGGUCUUCAGAGACAGAUGGGGUGGGCUCACGCUGUUCAACGUCAAGAACUUCACCACCAGACUUCUCAUGAAUAAUUCUACAUUCAGAGAACUAAAUGCCGUAGACUUCAAAGUGUCAGCGGAUCUGAAGUUCGUGCUGCUGAUCUCCGACGUAAGGCCCGGGUGGAGACACGCGCGCCUCGCACGUUAUCACGUCUAUGACGUCAUUAACAGGAACAAGAUCCCAGUGUCCCCAAUCGAGGACGACCGCUCGGCUCCCCUGCUGCAGUACGCGGAGUGGUCCCCAGUCGGAGCCACGCUGGUCUUCGUGCAUGACAACGAUAUUUACUUCAAGCCUAAAGUCUUCAAGACGCUCGUCUGCAGGAUCACUAAUAAUGGGAUCCCAGGCGUAAUAUUCAACGGCGUGCCAGACUUCCUCUACGAGACCGAGGUCUUGCGCCUUGACAAGGCGCUGUGGUUCAGCCCAGAUGGCCAGACCCUCAUGUAUGUGACAUACAACGACACACUGGUCCAGUCUCACAAGUACCCCUGGUAUGGGCUGGACCUGCAGGAGCCGCCCGCGUAUCCCACGAUACGGACCUUGAGGUAUCCGAAGGUGAACACCAACAAUCCAGUGGUAACAGUGAACGUGGUGAGCGUGAAGACUCCGAAGUACCUGUUCUCUCACGCCAUACAGUUCUCCUCGCAAGUUGACGAUAGCUGGUACGUGAGAUGGACGGGCUGGACGUCUGAGAAGCAGCUGGCGGUGCUACUGCUGAACCGGCCGCAAAACGUCUCCCUCGUCAGCGUGUGCAGCGCUGUGCACUACAACUGUCAAGAUAUAUACCGCGACGAGUCGGACGGCUCCCGCUGGUCGGGCCUCGGCUCCGAGCCUUCAGAAGACGACUGUGGGUGGUGCGGAGGGAUGGCCCUGGUCGGCUCCAAGUCUACCAUCUACACAACAAUGCCAGUUGCCGACCUGCCGCCGGCCGGCACGGGCGGCUGGUGGAGGCACGCCGUCAGGUUGACGCAGGACUCGAGAACGACCCUAACAUUGGGCAGCUACGAGGUCACCCAGUUAAUGGGGUGGGAUGAGACUAGAAGAUAUUUAUAUGUAAUAGGCACUGCACCAGAGAAAGCCGGGGAGCGGCACCUGUACCGCGUGAAGGUGCCGACGGACCCGGCGUCGUGGCCCGACGUGCCGACCUGCCUCACGUGCCCGGGCGCCGCGCUGCUGCCGCCCAUAGCCACUGCUGAGCCUGUCACUGAUGACUCGGAGCUAGACAACGCGACAUCAGGCCUGCCAGCAUGGCCGACAUCGACAGUGCUGCCACACGUCGCCGACGAGAACGACACGCUCCCGACAGAGUGUCUCUACAACCGCAUCAUGUUCAGCAAGAACUACUCCUAUUAUGUGCAGGAGUGCCUAGGCCCGGGUCCCCCCGCCACGUUCGUGUGCAGCCACUGGGGCGGGCGGCGCGCGGUGCUGUGGGACGGCCGGCCGCUCGCGCAGAAGUUCGCCGCGCUCGCCCAUCCGCAGGUCAAGGACUUCCGAGUUGAGGUGCAAGCGUAUCGAGCAGCUCGCGUGCGACUCCUGCUGCCUCCAGGGUUCAGAGAAACUGAUGACCUGCCUCUACCACUCGUGUUGCACGUAUCGGCACAACCUGGUGGACAGCUGGUGACUGAGCGGUGGAAACCAAGCUGGGGCUGGUACUUGGCUGCGGCGAGGAACUUCAUAGUUGCUGAAAUUGACGCCAGAGGAUCUGGCGGUCAGGGAGAAGAGCUAAGAACAGAAAUAUACCACAAACUCCUGUCGGUUGACGUGGAAGAUCAGAUAGCUGUUCUAGCCUACCUCCGCGACAACUUAAAGAUGGUGGACGGUUCCCGCGUGGGCGUGUGGGGGCGCGGGUUCGGCGGCGGUGCGGCGGCGGCGCUGGCGGCCGGCGAUGCGCGCAACGUCACGCGCUGCGUCGCCGCCGUCGCGCCGCUCACUGACCUUAGGCAUCAUAACUCAUACUGGACGGAGCGGUACAGCGGCUACGGGUCGACGUGGGCGGGCACGCUGGGCGUAAACGCGGUGUGGCGCAAGGCGGGCAACCUCCCACCCCGCCGCGUCCUCCUCGCCCACGCCGCCGCCGAUCUCACCGCGCCGCCCGCCCACACCCUCGCCCUAGCCCGGGCACUCAUCCGCAGCGCCGCGCUCUACACACACCAGGUGUACCCCGACGAAGGUCACAGCUUCGAGCGCUCCUCGAUCCACCUUCACAAAACGAUGGAGCAGUUCUUCGACGAAUGCUUCGGCCCCGUAGAGGUCGCUGACUGGGACACUGGCGGCGUCGGGGGUCUAUUCCCCUUCCGCGACUAGUAUUACGAAGAGGGGAACGGCGAGUCCUCCCCUUAGAGUUGCGGACUUAUCGAUAGUAGGUAUCGAUUGGAAUCGAUCCCCGUUUGGAGGAAGUUUGCGGAUGUUUUCCCUGGGUGCUGUUUAGGUCAAGAUAGAUAGUCGAAUAGGCACUGGUCAGAAACAAUAUUAUUUUAAUUAAAAAAAGAUGUGCUAUUAACUGAGAUAUUGCGUUUUCUCUUGAUUGGAACAUGACUAUGUGCUUUUAAGACCAACAGAUAAAUUGUAUCACACAGUCAAAAUAGAUAUUUCGUCACUUACUUUAGAAAUGCUUUCAAUAAGUUUUUGCUUUCGAAGUUAGUUCGUGAAAUGACAAUCAAGCUAAACAAACAAAAAACAAUCGGUGUGAUGCAAUAAAAUGUAUAAUAAUGUUCAUUUUUGGAAACAGAUGGCAUGUUUCUAAAGAAAAUCUAUUAAUAUCAGGCUAGUGAGAAAUAUGUACUACUUAGAUGACAAGAAAUAAAAUAUUCGAGAAAAUGACAAAAUUUUAGAAAUUAUUAUUAUUAUGAAGUGGUUUGGCAAGAUUCGAUAAUGUAUUAAAAUGCCAAAUAUUGACUUCCAAAAUAAUGAAAGCAUAAAAUAAUUGAAGCGUGUUUGUGUCUAAAUUCAAAUUGAUAAAACAACAAUAUUAAAAUUAUUGUUUUGAUAUACUAGGAGACGGCAUUUCGAUAUUGUAGCUAGAAAAUAUCUGUGUCGGAUUAAGUUAUGUGUUCUAAGUGAAAAAUAAUUAAUUAAUAAAAAUGAAUAAAAUAAAAAUUCGGUAAAACCAUGUUUUGACCGGUUGAACACCGUGGAAAACAAUAAACUAUACAAUAUACUACCUAUUUCAAUAUAUAUUUAGACUAGGAUAGUCUCUUGUGAUACACACAUAUAUAAAUUGACACACAUCAUACAACCACACACACACCAGGUAUGUCACAAAGACACGCUCACACAGACACACUGACACACACACAAACGCACUUCACAUACACGAAGACGUGGGUUAACAAGCCUGUGUUCCCGAAUAGUAUUUGAAAGUAUUAAUAAAAUUAAAACAUGGUUUUAAACGUAUCUAAAAUAAAACAGUAAUGGUGCAUAACUGUGUUGGCAGUUAUAAAAUAACAAUUUAUAAAGUAUAAGCCUAAAUACGUCGCUAAAUAGAUAAAUUGUAACAAUAAAUGUUUACGGUCGUUGGUGUGUUAGGAAAGUAAUAUCGUAUUAAUUUUAAAAAUAAAAUAUAUUAUGUGAAUGUUCUUGGACAAUUUUGUACGAAAAAUAUUAUAUUUAUCAAUUUAUUAAUUCCUUUCUCACAAUUUAUUUGAGUACGACAGGUGAUUUCAGUAAUACUACAUUCCAUUAAGUGUAAUAUGACACCGUGUUAAAAUUACCCGAUCUCGAAUUCUCGAAUUCAACACUUUUUCUCAAGUUCAAAAUUGUUCACGAACAAAAUAAAAGGGAUAAAGAUGUCCCUGAAAAUUUUCUUAUGAUUACUAUAAGGAGAAGAUAACUUAUUUUAGUGUAAAAUGUAUCAACUUUUAUCUAUCUACAUAUAUAUUUCUAUGUCGCUUUCAAUGUCAGAGAAGUAGCUUUAAAGUAAACUUAGGCACGUUAUUGUCUAAAAGAUAUUAUUUAGUUUUGACUAUUCUAGUCGUUAAAUCUAGUCACUUAGUCUAAAGUCUAUGUAUCUAUAAUUUGGGCACAAUAUCUUGAUCUCUUUCCAAAUACUAUUAAAUCUUUAGGCCAUAUUCAUAUGUAGUACAAUAGUGGAUUGUAGUAACUACUUAAAUAAAUAGAUCAAAGAGUAUUAGAGAUAUCCAAGGCUUAGAUAUUAAAAUACACCAAUGAAAUGGACCAUAACAUCUUGAGUCAAUAAAAAUCAAAACAUAGUAUAGGACAAUUGUACUGCAUAUGAUAAAACAAAUUAUCAAAAUGCCAGUUGCUUACGUAGACACUACCUCAUAAUUUUAUGUGUUAAAUACAAAAAGAGAUUAUAUUUAUGCAGAGUACCUAUGACAUGCUUCUUAAUAUUUUGUCAUAGUAAUCCUUUGUCGUAUUACAAAACAUGUAACUGACUGGCAUUACAAAAUAUAUACCUAAUUCCUUCACCUACUGCGCCUUUCACACUAUUUUAAAACUUGAAAGAUUUGUUUGAAAUCCUAAUGUAUUAUUUGAAUUUAUAAAUAUUAGGUUUAAAUAUGAAUUUGUUAAAAUAUAAAUAAAUAAUAUUCGAUCGAUGUUGAGACUUAAAAUAUUAAGAAUGUGAUAGGUGUUUUUAAAUAAUUUAUAUUACGAUUACUUACUGUAAUGAUUAAUUGGAAUUUAUUACAUUUUAAUUAUGUAACUAUUUUGGCGGGUAAUAGUAGUUAAAAUGUAGGGUUAUUCCUACUUUUUGUCCAACAGUAUUUUUGUAAUUAACAAGAUCUGAAUUAUAAUCUGGAAUUAUAAAGUUGCAGGUUCAUUUUUAAAGAAGAGAAGAACGUACAACUAUGGAACUAAAAUGCAUUAAUAUGAUAGGUAUUAACUACACUCUUUUGCAAAAAAAACGGGCACCUAUGCGAAAUCUUGGUUUUAAGGCCUUGCCGUGUAUUUCAAAGGGUUUUAAUGAUUGUAGGAUGUUACUAGCGUCAAAAGGGUUAGCGAAGCAUGCGUGAGAGUGUGUUCUAAAUUUGAAUUUUGUAGAUUUGCUAAGAAACUGGUUAAACCUUGUUUUGGACUAAUUCCUGAUAGACAGUUCGUAGGGGUUUUGAAAAGUUUUUGACGUGAUUUUCGGAAAACUGAUAAUGCAGUUUUAAUUAAUGAUUAAUGUACCUUUCUGUUAAAUCUAAACAUUUUUGAAAAACUAUCCGUAGUUGAUAAAAUUUUCACCUGCUCUAAAUGGUCUAUACUGAUGAUAGAUGGCAAUGUUAGGAGUUUCGGUAUUUUUGUGUAAAGCGUUCUAUUGUUUAGAUAUUGUACACACGCGGUUUAAAAUAACCCUUUCUCAUAAAUAAACACAAUUUAGAGGAGUAUCAAUAUUUUGGGCUGCAACGAAACCAAUUUAAAGUUAGCAGUGCCGUUCACAAGUCGGCUCCUAUCAGACUUUGACAUUUUGAAAAAUCUUGAAAUUCUACAAAAUACAGAAAAUGACGCAUAGACUGUGAGCACGAGUUCUUAAGGUCUCGUAAUCACUGAUUUUUAAAUAACCUUGCCUCUUGGGAAACCCCGUAGACCUCUAAAGAUCUAUGAGUCUGAGCGUUCAAAUAGCGGGUUUUCAUCCCACGGACAUUUUAUUAAAUAAACCUGUCUACUCCAAGGUUUUCUGGUAUCCACAGCAUUUUCCUGCUUAAAUCAUAACAAUAAUUGGCAAACUGAUCAUUAAAAAAAAAACAUACUUUUGGCCAAUCAUUUUGAAGUCAUAACUCCCUUUCAGCUAAAUCAUCGUUUAGUAACCCGACACCUAUGGAGUUAUCGAGAGCUUCAACGCGGCAAUAAUUUGACUUUUUGGAUAGUUUUAACCCUUCUCAUCAUUUUUCAUAUGGUUACUUUUGCAUUUAUCACCAAAUUUGGUAUUUUUUCAAUGUCAAAGUAUGAUAGGAGACGAGUUGUGAUCUGGUUCUGCUAACAUUCAAUUUGUUUUGUCGCAGCCCAAACUACUGAUACUCCUCUAAAUUGUGUUUAUUUAUGAGAAAGGGUUAUUUUAAACCGCGUGGACACAAAAUCUAAACAAUAGAACGCUUUACGCAAAAAUACCGAAACUCUUAACAUUGCCAUCAAUCAUCAGCAUAGACCAUUUAGAGCAAGUGAAAAUUUUAUCAAAUACGCAUAGUUUUUCAAAAAUGUUUUGAUUUAACAGAAAGGUACAUGAAUCAUCAAUUAAAACUGCAUUAUCAGUUAUCCGAAAAUCACGUCAAAAACUUUUCAAAACGCCCACGAACUUCCUACCAGGAAUUAGUCCAAAACAAGGUCUAACCAGUUUCUUAGCAAAUCUACAAAAUUCAAAUUUAGAACACACUCUCACGCAUGCUUCGCUAACCCUUUUGACGCUAGUAACAUCCUACAAUCAUUAAAACCCUUUGAAAUACACGUGAAGUCCUUAAAACUAAGAUUUCGCAUAAGUGCCCGUUUUUUUUGCAAAAGAGUUUAUUUAGCCAGACAAAGGAAUAUCUGUUCAAUUGAAACUAUUAAUGAGUCCAUCAUUAUUUAUUCAAUUGUCUAAAAAAAUAACGAAAAACUUGUACCUUUAUAAUUUCAAACAGACUACAAAUUCUAAUAAAAUGCGCUUGUUACACGACAAUUCUUAACCCGACUUCGGAACGAUUCAAUGUUAGGAAAAGGAAAUAAACAUUUAAAUAAGAUGAAAAAAGUGAGAACGCAAAAAUAAAUAUGUUUUAAUCACUUGUCAACGUUGGGAGUAAAAUUGCCGUGUCAACAAGCAGCUAAGUGAUAGUAAAAUGGUAAUCAAAAGGAUGCAAUGGUAAUCAUAGAGUAAUCCUCAGUACCCCGAUAUCCGAGUGUCAGUAGACGUGACACAAGUGUAUGCUCAGAUGGACAGCAUUAUGUUGGUUGAAACGUUGUUUUUAUAAAAAAAUAUAGAGAAAAUUUGUUCCGAA